AUGUCGGUGGCAGUGGAAUUGCCAUUAUCGGCUUUGUCGUCGUCUGCGACAGAUGCUAUUAUGACGAACUCCAUGGAAGUCAAGAUGGAAGUUAACACAGAAGUCACAAAAGCUACAGAGGUUACGGAGGUUACAACUACGGAAGUCCUCAGCACAGAAACCAACACAAACACAAAAGUCGAAGAUCUACUAGAAGACGAAAUCGACGAAAUCAUCAUGCGCCCAGACGUAAUCCCGAGGAAGCUUUGGGAGCACCCAAACCCGGAGAGCACGCCUAUGUGGCAGUUCUUGCAGAAUGUUAACAAGAGACAUGGGCUUAGCUUGAAGACCUUCUUGGAACUCCACGAAUACUCCCUCCAAAACCGCUCCCAGUUCUGGGCGGACGUCUGGGAAGAAGCUAACUACAUCCACGAAGGCACCUACAGCAGAGUAGUGGACGAAUCCGCCCCCAUUGACGCCGUCCCCAUCUGGUUCGAGGGCGUCAAGCUCAGCUACGCCGAGAACGUGCUCUACUCCCGGCCCAAGGGCAGUUCGAGCCAAACCCGUUCCACAGUAGGAAAAGAAGACGACAAGGUAGCCGUGACCGAGGUGCGUGAAGGCGCAAGCGAAACCCGCGACGCCACAUACGGCGAACUCCGCGAGCGAGCAGGCAGACUAGCCGCCGCGAUGAAGGCGCGCGGGGUCAAGAAGGGCGACAUCGUGGUGAUCGUCGGUUCCAACAGCAUCGACACGCUGCUCGUCUGGCUGGCCACCUCGUGGCUGGGCGCCAUCUUCAGCAGCAGCUCGACGGACAUGGGCACCAAGGGCAUCCUGCAGCGAACGGUGCAAGUCAACCCCAAGCUGCUCUUCAUGGACGACGCGGCCCUCUACAACGGCAAGAUCGUCGACCUCCGGGGAAAGAUGGCCGAAGUGGUCGAGGGACUCAAGGACUGCACCAACUUCGACAACAUCGUCUCCAUCCGCCGCUUCUCCGAAGCCCGCGACAUCUCGGCCGUUCCGAAAGCCAUCACCUGGGACGACUUUAUUUCUUCCGCUGGCGCCUCGCCCGCCAUCCCGGACUUCGUCCGCAUCCCCUUCCACGAACCCUACCUAAUCUGCUACUCCUCCGGCACCACCGGCACUCCAAAGGCCAUCGUGCACUCCCUCGGCGGCGUAAUGAUCUCCUACUUCAAAGAAGGCGGUCUCCACGAAGGACUCACGGGGUCGGACGUAACCCUCCAAUACACCACCACGGGCUGGAUCAUGUACCUCGCCAACGUCGCCAUUUUGUUGUAUGGCGGGAAAACCAUCAUCUACGAUGGCUCGCCCUUCAAACCCGACUCCUCCAUUUUGAUUUCCCUCGCCGCCAAACACCGCGCCACCAAACUCGGCAUUUCCCCCCGGUGGAUGUUCGAGUUCGCCAAAAACGGCCAAUCCCCCCGCGAAAUGGCCGACCUCUCGGCUUUGCGGAUCGUCACCUGCACAGGCAUGGUCCUCUCCGACCAACUCUUCGAAUGGUUCUACGACUCCGGCUUCCCGCCCUCCGUCCAGCUCGCCAACAUGUCGGGCGGCACCGACAUAGCCGGUUGUUUCGGCAUCUGCAACCCCCUAACGCCCGUCUACGUCGGCGGCACGCAGGGUUUCUCCUUGGGCGUAGAGGUAAAAAUCUACGACUCCCUCGUCGGCGACGGCGAACCAGGCCGUCCCGUCCCCGAGGGCCACGCAGGUGAACUCGUCGCCACCACCGCGUUCCCCAACGUGCCCUGCUUCUUCUGGUCCGACCCCAUCCCCGAGGGCCAAAAGGGUGUGGCGUCCCCGGGAACCCGCUACCACUCAGCCUACUUCGCGCGCUUCCCGCACGUCUGGGCGCACGGCGACUUUUGCGUGAUCCACCCGACCACUAAGAAUUUACACCUUUUGGGGAGAGCGGACGGGGUUCUCAACCCGAGUGGCGUGCGGUUCGGCUCGGCGGAGAUAUACAGCGUCAUCGAGCGCCGGUUUGCCGAUCGAGUGCAGGACUCGCUGUGUGUAGGGCAGCGAAGGCCGAAGGAUCAUGAUGAGAGCGUGAUGCUUUUCUUGCUGAUGAAGCCCGGCCAGAAGCUGGAUGAGGCGCUGGUGAGGGAGGUGAAGGAGGCGAUUGGCAAGGAUUUGAGUAAGAGGCAUGUGCCGAAAUGGGUUUUUGAGACGCCUGAGAUUCCGACGACUAUUAACCUCAAGAAGGUCGAGCUACCUGUUAAGCACAUUGUGUGUGGACGCAAGGUCAAGCCGAGUGGGACGCUGGCUAAUCCGCAGAGUCUGGACUUUUACUACCAGUUUGCGAAGGUGGAAGAGUUGGUGAAUCCUCAUCCUAACCUUUAA
Neurospora tetraspora is the source of this 2337-nucleotide messenger RNA. RefSeq lists its product as uncharacterized. Gene Ontology annotation, molecular function: acetoacetate-CoA ligase activity. Bases 1 to 2337 code for a protein of 778 amino acids. The record is from RefSeq and is a predicted model, not a curated record. Gene Ontology annotation, biological process: lipid metabolic process. The transcript is spliced from 3 exons. Lineage: Eukaryota; Fungi; Ascomycota; Sordariomycetes; Sordariales; Sordariaceae.